AUGGCCAAUUUAGCCAAAGCUUGCAAUCAUACUAUCGACAACUCCAUCUUGGAUCAACAACAAGAAGCCAAAUGGUCACAACCUUUCUACUUUAUUUUUGGUGCUGAUCCACAACUGGGUAUCGUUACACAAGAUGUAACAUGGCAAGAUGAAAUUCAAUAUGUUCAAAGAGCCGUUGAUGAAGUCAAUAAAAUGCAACCACCGCCUCGAUUUUUCAUGGUCGGUGGCGAUCUCGUUAAUUCACCCCCUUCCAAACCAACACAUCGCCAACAGGUUGAAGAUUUCAAGAAAGCAUUUGCUCAAUUAAAUCAUCAAAUUCCGUUAAUGUGCUUACCAGGCAAUCAUGAUAUUGGCGAUACACCCACGCCCGACGAUAUUGCGACCUAUCGUCAAGAUUUUGGAGAUGACUGGUAUUCAUUUUGGUGCGGUGGAGUUUAUUUUAUCGUCUUAAAUUCUCAAUAUUAUUAUGAUGGCUCUAAUUUACAAGAUAUCAAGAAAGAGCAACAUCAAUGGCUAGAAGAUCAUCUCGUCGAGGCUCAACUCGCUCAUGCCAAACACAUUGUUCUUUUCCAGCAUAUUCCAUUAUGUUUACAAGGUAUCGACGAAGAAGAUACCUAUUUUAUCAUUCCUAAAAAGGAACGAUUACCGCUCUUCUCCGCUUUGAAGUAUCACGGAGUUGUAUCUGUUUUUACUGGGCAUCGUCAUGCUAAUGCAGACGUUAAAGUAGAUGGUAUCCAAUUGACGACAGCAUCUUCGAUGUCAUUUCAACUUGGUAAUGAAAAAAAUGGUAUCACAGUUGUCAAAGUUGACGACAAGGCAAUUACAUCGAAAUAUUAUCAAUACGACGAUUUACCGACAAAGAUUACAUUUGAUUAA
This is a messenger RNA of Trichoplax adhaerens, 876 nucleotides long. RefSeq lists its product as uncharacterized. The record is from RefSeq and is a predicted model, not a curated record. The coding region runs from base 1 to 876 and encodes 291 amino acids. Gene Ontology annotation, molecular function: hydrolase activity. The transcript has a single exon. Lineage: Eukaryota; Metazoa; Placozoa; Uniplacotomia; Trichoplacea; Trichoplacidae.